GGCAGUUCUCGCGAGACGUUGCUGGGAAGAAGCUGCGAGCGGGAUCGUUCAGUUCGUGUUUGGGUGAUCGGUGUGAGUGCCGGCCUGUGCUUUGAAAGCAACCAAGAUGGACGACAUUGAUGAAAACACCACAGUCCUUUCGACGUUAAGAUCUUUCAAUAAGUUUCUUUCCCAGCCCCUGGAUGAGACGUCGCAGAGUCUCGGCUCGGCCAGCUCCACGGGGGCUUCGCUGCACAUGCAGCUUCAGCAAAGAUUUCUGAUGGAGGACCAAGCAGCGCAGAUCCGCUCCAAGUCGCACCUUAUUCAGGUGGAACGAGAGAGAAUGCAGAUGGAUCUGAGUCACAAGCGAGCUCGUAUCGAGCUGGAGAAAGAAGCCAGCGCCAACGCCAAGAACUACGAGCGUGAGGCAGAACGGAACCAGGACCUCAUCACUCGGAUCAAGAUGUUGGACGAGAGGGAGGCUGAUUUCCAGAACAAGCUGCAGGAGCAGAAUGAAAUGAACAAAUCCUUCAAGAAAACCAUGGAAGCGCAGAGCAAGAAGCUUCUCGAGAGGGAGACAAAACUAUCUGAAGCUAACGAGACCAUAACUGCGUUAAAAGGAAAGAUAUCAGAGCUUCAGUGGACCAUAAUGAACCAAGAGAUGCAAAUAAAGACUCAAGACACAGAAAAGCAGGGGCUGAGCGAACAGCUGGAAAUACAGCGCAAGAAGUUAGAUGAAAGCAACCAGAAAAUCCAAACCACUCAGGAACUGCAGGCGCUAAAUACUGAAUAUGAGCAGAAAAUCAAGAAUUUGGAGCAGAAACUGUCUUCUCAGGAGCAGGAUGCAGCCAUCGUGAAGAGCAUGAAAUCUGAUCUGUCAAGAGUCCCCAAAUUAGAACGAGAACUUCAGCAGCUGAGAGAGGAAAAUGCUUAUCACAGGGAGAUGAGAGAAAAUAAUGCGUUGCUGAAGGAAGAGGUUGAGGGUCUUCGGAGAACUGUUGAAAGAUACGAUCGCAUGAAAGAGGAGCUUGUGGCGCUGGAAAUGGAGAAAGAAAAACUGCAGAAAAAACUAAAAAGCUGGGAGAAUCUAGAGCAAACUGGCUUGAAUAUAAGGACUCCAGAUGACCUUUCCAAGCAGAUUAUAGCCGUACAGCAACGAGAGAUUAAACUAAAGGAGGAGAACCUGAGAAUCACAAGCAGCGCACAGAUGUUGGAAACGGCACGGCAGAACCUACAGGAAGAACUUCUAAAAGUCCAGAGUAACUUCCUCGAAGAGAAGAAAAGACGGGAGCAGCAGGAGGCCCUGGUCAGACGUCUCCAGAAACGCGUGCUUCUGCUCAGUAAGGAGCGGGAUGGAAUGAGGGCGAUCCUAGAUUCCUACGACAGCGAGCUGACCCCGUCAGAACAUUCCCCGCAGCUCAGCCGCCGCCUGAGGGAGGCCGAAGAAAUACUGCAGAGGGUCCACGCUCAGAAUUCCGAGAUGGAGGCGCAGUUAAGUCAGGCUCUGGAAGAAGCAGGCAGCCAGAAGCAGAGAGCCGAGAUGGUAACGGCAGAACUCAACCUCCUGAAGUCUCAGAUGGGAACCUCCGAUCAAAGCAGCUCGAUUACGAGUGAGACCGUAAACUCUCUGAGAUUCAAAAUUGAGGAGCUGGAAGCUGAACGCGGUCGGCUGGAGGAGGAAAACAGAAUCCUUGAGAUGAGGCUGGAGAAACUGAGUCUCCAGGGCUGCUAUGAUCCCAGUAAAACAAAAGUGAUUCACAUGAGUUUGAAUCCUGCGUCUAAAGCUAAACAGCAGCAUAAAGACAGCGUGAAGCACCUUCAGGAGGAGUGUGAAAAGCUUCGGGACAUCGUGAGGAUCUUGGAGGGAGGGACGCAAAUUCCGGACAAACUUGAAAGCACCUCAAAGUUCCAGUCUUCACAGGAAUUAAAAGAGUUGAAGAAGCAGGUGGAGAGUGCAGAACUGAAGAACCAACGACUCCGUGAAGUGUUCCAGACAAAGAUCCACGAGUUCCGAACAGUUUGCUACAUGUUAACGGGGUACCGCAUCGAUAUCACCACCGAGAACCAGUAUCGCCUAACCUCCAUGUAUGCGGAGCACAAAGACGAUAACCUGCUCUUCAAGUCAUCUGGCACUCCAGGAGCGAAACUACAGCUGUUGGAGACGGAUUUCUCCCUGACGUUGCGUGACUUCAUCGAUCUUCAUCUGCAUCACCAGAACAGCAUCCCGGCUUUCCUCAGCGCCGUCACCCUGGACCUCUUCAGCCGCCAGACCUUUGCUUAGACAUUUACUGCGUUUCCUAUGAUUGUCAUCCUACAGAAAUGUAUUCCAUCAGCCGUCUAGUGCACUGAUUUAUCAUUAUU
Messenger RNA from Spea bombifrons (plains spadefoot toad), 2340 nucleotides. It is a transcript of the gene MAD1L1, whose product is annotated as mitotic arrest deficient 1 like 1. The transcript is spliced from 18 exons. The record is from RefSeq and is a predicted model, not a curated record. Gene Ontology annotation, biological process: mitotic spindle assembly checkpoint signaling; attachment of mitotic spindle microtubules to kinetochore. Bases 107 to 2260 code for a protein of 717 amino acids. Gene Ontology annotation, cellular component: nuclear envelope; mitotic spindle; kinetochore. Lineage: Eukaryota; Metazoa; Chordata; Amphibia; Anura; Pelobatidae.